AGUUAAAUCGGCAGUCGACCGACGAUCCGGCCGGGGCACAGCUCGAUGAAACAUUGCUGCGAAGCGACACGCGUUCGAUGUUUUCGUGUGACGAAACGUUUGUUUCGCUCGAUCGUUGAUUCGUUUCAUUCAAAUUCAUUCGAGAAUUGAUUCGUGAAAUCGUUCGAUCGUCGAUUAAUUUCGCGCGAUUCACUCGACAAGUGAUCGUGGGAUGAUGAUCGUUCGAUCAAUAUCUUGGUGAAGAGAAGAGUGCGCUCCGAAGAAAGCCUUUCCACGAAGUGACCAAAUGAAUUAUAUCAGAUGACGAUUGAGCAACGUAGCGCUUCCGAAAGUAUCGAAUUUGUAGAGAAAAUGCCGAGGAGAAACAGCUUGCAGGAUAUGCGGAAUACUCGAAAAAUAUUAAGGAAUGAUACAUGUGCACGUGACGUUAACUCAGGAAACAAUUCUGCACUAGUGGCGAGAAAUGCGCAAACUCAGAUUGAUUUUCUCCGGUCAGCUGGUGCUGUUCAUCUUCGGACGAUGCGGUUAAUCUUUCGUAUGAAUUUCGACGAACAAAUUUCUCUGAUAACAUGAACGAUAUGGAUCAAGAGUCCUCGAUAAAACGAAAAAGAGGUCGGUGUGAGAAAAGUGAAUGUGAAUGGUGAUCAAAAAUCGUUUGUCUCUAACACAGAGAAAAAAUAUGACUUCCUCACCCUCAUCCAGCACCAGUUCCGCGUAUGCUAGUACUGACGAACAUCGUCAGUACUAUAGUAAUGAUAAACAAAAUUUCUUCGAUUCGGAUGACAUCGGAACAACUCGGCUAUUGCGCUCGUACUCACCUCAUCGUAGCAAAGCAAGAGGAUUCUUUGCGAGGCUGCGAAUUGACAAAUCCUACAUUACUACAAGAAAUAUUGUAAUAGCAGGAAUAAUAUUAACCACGUUGAUUCUUGCAAUAAUAGCAAUCUGCACUAUUUAUGGUGCCAGAGAUGUAAAAAUUCCAGAAAUACCCGAUCCGGAACUACCAUUACCCCCUUCAUGGAGUAAAUUAAAAACGUUUAAACAUGGUGCUGUUUGUGCAGAUGGUGCACCAUGUGCACUUGUGGGCAAAAUGAUUCUUUUAAAAAAUGGAUCAGCAGUGGAUGCUACUAUUUCGGCAAUGAUUUGCAAUGGUCUUGUAAAUAUGCAAAGUAUGGGCAUUGGAGGUGGAUUUUUCAUGACAAUUUACGAUAAAGCUUCUAAGCGUGCCUAUACGUUAACUGCAAGAGAUCGUGCUCCAUUAGCUGCAAAUGCUACAAUGUAUAAUGGUAAACCACAGGAAGCAUCGAUGUUUGGUCCAUUGGCUAUUGCUGUUCCUGGGGAAUUGGCAGGAUAUUGGGAGGCUCAUAAACGUUUCGGUAAAUUACCAUGGGCUGAUUUAUUCAGUCCUUCGAUCGAGAUAUGCGAAAAAGGAUAUAAUUUAACAAAAAUUCAACAUGACGGAUUCAAAUAUAACGCAAAAAAUAUUUAUAAAGAUCGUGUUCUAAAAGAAUUAUUUGUAGAUCCACAAACGAAUGAUUUUUAUUUACCGGGAACAAUUAUUAAACCAAAAAUACUUUGCAAAACUUUGCAGAUAAUUGCAAAGAAAGGGAUUUCAGAAUUUUAUAAUGGAACAUUGGGUAAAUUUUUGGUGCAAGAUUUACAAGAUAAAGGAAGCAUUAUAACAAUGAAAGAUUUAAAUAAUUAUAGAGUAACAUGGGAUGAACCUCUUGUAUCGAAUCUCACUAAUGGAAUGAAAUUAUUCACAGUCGGAUUGCCUGCGAGUGGAGCUAUUCUCACUUAUAUUUUAAAUAUCCUCGACAGGUUUAAUUUUACACGUGAUAGUAUAGCUGAUUUUAAUCGAACUACUCUUACAUAUCAUCGAAUGAUAGAAACGUUUAAAUUCGCUUACGCGUUAAGAAAUGAUAUGGGCGAUAAAGAAUUCGUCGAUAUGAAAGAAGUUAGUAAACACUACAAUUUAAUAAACAAAUAUAUUCUCUAUUAUUUCGGAGCUUAUUAUAUAUAUCACAAAUUUAGAAAUAAAAAAUGUGUAUAUUGAUAUUCUAAAAUUUUUGAAAAGAAAUACUAUUAUAUGAAAAUUUAAUAUAAAAUUAAAUUUUUAAUAUUAUUAAUA
Molecule: messenger RNA, 2128 nt
Organism: Apis cerana (Asiatic honeybee)
Lineage: Eukaryota; Metazoa; Arthropoda; Insecta; Hymenoptera; Apidae
Product: scoloptoxin SSD14
Biological process (GO): glutathione catabolic process
Cellular component (GO): plasma membrane
Molecular function (GO): glutathione gamma-glutamate hydrolase
Source: RefSeq, a predicted model, not a curated record